UCAUGAUUUCUGGAAAGAGACACAUGUUGAGUUCUUCAAUUGUAUUGAUUUGGAGCUUUGAGCUCCACAAGCAGAGCCCCGUCUGGUUCUAUUUACUGGAGAGAAGGCAGACAUCUCUACACAACUCAGCAACUUACACCAAAACAAUGAAGGUGGAUAAAUAAAUCUACAGAAGAACAGGUGUAGAUUAUUAUCUGCUGCAUGUUAUCAUAAAUACUGUAGACUAUUUGGAUGCAGAGGAAAACACAUCAGACGGUGAAGGGAACUCAUUCAGGUUGGGUCUCGAGACUUUCAAAGGUUUCACUCUGAACAAUGGAAGAUUUCUACAUUAACAACACAUCACAGGACAACAGCUACUAUUACAGCAACACCACCAUCAACAAAGAUAACUAUGACCAUCACGUUAAUCAAAGGUUCAUCCUACAAGUGGCAACAUACAUAAUCUCUGGUAUCGGCCUUCCUUUGACCCUGGUUGCCAUCUAUACCCUGUAUUCUGAGGUGAAGAACGAUCAUGUUGCUCCGAUCUACGUCAUCAACCUUCUCCUUUCUGACCUCAUUCAGUUCUGCUGCUCCACUGUUGCUGAGGCGUUAACAUAUUAUUAUCAGCUGGGACUCGUAUCAUUCAUCUUCUCUAUCAUGUACUUCUGCAGUCUGUUGGUCAGCGUGUGCUUCAUGGUGUGUAUCGCCCUGGAAAGGUUUUUGGUCAUUGUCUGUCCACUGUGGUACCGCUGCAGACGAUCCAUAAAGAGCUCUGUGCUGAUCUGUGUCCUGGUCUGGGUUGUUCCUUCUGUCCUUUACUUAUUAACAGAAUAUUUAUAUUACAUCGCCUUCUGGGUCAUCUCCACCCUCCUCCUCCUUCCCUUCCCACUGUUCAUAUUCUUCCUUGUUGGGGUCCUGAAAGCUCUGUCUGCUUCCAUCUCCGUCCCCUCUGAUGAAAAACGACGAAUUGUGGGAAUUUUGGUUCUGGUGCUGCUUAUUUACACACUGCUGUUCCUGCCAUCCAUUAUUGGGAUGCUCUUAGAGACAUAUAACGAAACCCUCAACAUCCUGAGUUUGAUGUUUCUUAGGUUGAGUCCUCUUGCAGACUUGGUUCUGUAUAUUUUCAUGAGGAAGGGGAUCAUAGAAAAGAUUUUGGCCUCUGUGUGUUGUUGCAGAAAGGACAGCAAUGAUAUCAGCAGUUCAUCAGUGUGAGAGAGAGAGAGACAGAGACACACAGAGAGAGAGAGAGAGAGAGAGAGAGACAGAGAGAGAGAGAGAGAGAGAGAGAGAGAGAGAGAGAGAGAGAGAGAGAGAGAGAGAGAGAGA
This is a messenger RNA of Dicentrarchus labrax (European seabass), 1305 nucleotides long. RefSeq names its product proteinase-activated receptor 1-like. Gene Ontology annotation, biological process: positive regulation of Rho protein signal transduction; phospholipase C-activating G protein-coupled receptor signaling pathway. Gene Ontology annotation, cellular component: membrane. The transcript has 5 exons. Bases 313 to 1191 code for a protein of 292 amino acids. The record is from RefSeq and is a predicted model, not a curated record. Gene Ontology annotation, molecular function: G protein-coupled receptor activity. Lineage: Eukaryota; Metazoa; Chordata; Actinopteri; Moronidae.